ACCAACAAAUUAAAAAAUGGCAACCACCAGUAAACUUCAAUUAGCCAUCCUCCUGCUCCUUGAUCUAUUAUAUCUAUCACUAACUGAAAUCUCCCAUGAUCAGACACCUCCUGGCAUAGCCAUUUACUGGGGCCAAAAACUAAAUGAAGGAACCCUAACAGACACCUGUUCCACGGGCUUAUAUUCCUACGUUAACAUCGCCUUCCUCCAAAACUUCGGCAACAGCAGAACCCCCGAACUUAACCUGGCAGCUGGGUUGCCGGCAGACAUUAGCACCCACAUCAAGAAUUGCCAAGAACUCGGAAUCAAGGUCUUGCUGUCGAUCGGCGGUUCUUCCAGCGCCUAUUCUUUAACAUCUAUGGCCGAUGCCAAAAACUUUUCAGAUUAUUUAUGGAACAACUUCUUGGGUGGCCUUACAGUUUCCCGACCCUUCGGAAAUAUCAUAUUGGAAGGUAUUGAUUUUUACGUAGAGCAAGGUUCUGAUCAGUAUUAUGAUGAUCUUGCUAGGUUUUUAUCGGAAUAUAGAAGUGAAGGAAUUAAACGGGUAUAUCUAUCUGCAUCUCCUAACUGUCCAUUUCCUGAUAGUCAUCUACGAGCUGCUCUGAACACAGGCCUUUUCGACUUUGUUUGGGUUAAGUUUUACGAUAAUCCAUCAUGUCAAUAUAGUUCUGCAAAUAACAAUCUUAUUUCUUCAUGGAAUCAAUGGACUACAUCGAUAGUGGCAAAGAAUAUAUUUCUGGGUUUACCAGCUUCUUCUUCAGCAGCCAAGAGUGGGUAUAUUCCGCCAUCUGUUUUAACUUCUUUGAUUCUUCCGGAGAUAAAGAAGACGCCGAAUUAUGGAGGAGUGAUGCUUUGGGAAAGAUAUGAAGAUAUUUUGAAUGAAUAUAGUCAGGCCAUUAGAAAACAUGUUAAGCAGGAAGAAAAGAAUGGAGAUCUUCUAUUUACUAUAUAGGUAGAUAUAGAUAUGCGUGUUAGGAUUUUCUAGCUUCUAACUUCAAGUAUGUGUCAUGUAAAAUAAGGCACAGAGAUUGAAUAAAGAAUCUUACAUCUGCCAAUUUUCCUAUAUGUAUUCUUCCACAUGAUGGCUUCAUUUUUUUUCUUCCUCCGCG
This is a messenger RNA of Carica papaya (papaya), 1109 nucleotides long. RefSeq names its product hevamine-A-like. Gene Ontology annotation, biological process: carbohydrate metabolic process. Gene Ontology annotation, molecular function: chitinase activity. Lineage: Eukaryota; Viridiplantae; Streptophyta; Magnoliopsida; Brassicales; Caricaceae. Gene Ontology annotation, cellular component: extracellular region. The record is from RefSeq and is a predicted model, not a curated record.